This is a messenger RNA of Dictyostelium purpureum, 294 nucleotides long. RefSeq lists its product as uncharacterized. The record is from RefSeq and is a predicted model, not a curated record. The transcript is spliced from 2 exons. The coding region runs from base 1 to 294 and encodes 97 amino acids. NCBI's taxonomy places the organism in Eukaryota, Evosea, Eumycetozoa, Dictyosteliales, Dictyosteliaceae.
AUGUCGGAAAAUAACAAUACAAAUAAUAACAAUACCAAUAGUAAUAAUAAUAAUAUUGAUAAUGAAAAUAAAGAGUGGGUUAAUAUUGGUUAUGAAAAUUGGAAAAGAAUAAAUAAACAAUGGAGAGAAUCAAUUUCGACCAAUCCAACCAAUGCUUCAAAUAAAUAUAAAUCAGUUGAUGCAGUUACAAUAACAGAAGAGUUUUUAAAUAAGAAUGGAGCAUUUUCAAAAAGAGUACCUUUGCCAGAUUUAGUUGCAAUAUUAUCAGAAGAGUGGGAAAAUGAAGAAAACUAA